Molecule: messenger RNA, 652 nt
Organism: Gastrolobium bilobum
Lineage: Eukaryota; Viridiplantae; Streptophyta; Magnoliopsida; Fabales; Fabaceae
Product: glycerol-3-phosphate acyltransferase 9-like
Exons: 6
Coding region: 218-652 (144 amino acids)
Source: RefSeq, a predicted model, not a curated record
GAUUUGGUCCCAAACAGAAACAGGUUGAUAAGAACCUCACCAAGAACCUACCACAAUCCCUGCGUGUUGCAAGAAAAAAUUGGCACCUGAUUCAAUCCCCUCACUGCGCAAGCUAGAUCCAUGCUUUUCUUGCUCUCAACUCACUUUUAAGGAUCAGAAGUCUAGUUUAACCUCACCUUUCCUAUUGAGAAGUCAGUGAAAGAAGUGAAAGCACGGCAUGAAUAGCGCUGGGUCACUCAAGUCUUCAAGUUCUGAAUUGGAUCUUGAUCGACCCAACCUUGAGGAUUACCUGCCUUCAGGAGUCACCAUUCAACCAGAACCUCAUGGAAAGCUUCGCCUGCAUGAUUUGCUUGACAUUUCUCCUACUUUAUCUGAGGCAGCAGGUGCUAUUGUAGAUGACUCAUUCACGAGAUGCUUCAAAUCAAAUCCUCCAGAACCAUGGAAUUGGAAUAUUUAUUUGUUUCCUUUGUGGUGUUUUGGCGUUGUGAUUCGAUAUUUGGUUCUGUUCCCAUUAAGGGUUCUAGUGUUAACAAUAGGAUGGAUAAUAUUUCUUUCAUCCUUCAUUCCAGUGCACUUCCUAUUGAAGGGACAGGACAAGUUGAGGAGAAGUAUUGAGGUGCAUAUUCAACUUAUUCUUUCUUCAUUGCCUUAA